AUGUAUUCACUCGCUGAUAAAAAUAUACCAUUCAACAUUGCGAAACAACAACAAGAAAUGCAACAGCAACAAGUUGCGCAGCAACAGCAACAAUUGCAACAAGCUCAGCAGCAAAUGCAGCAGCAACAACAGCAGCAGCAGCAGCAAAGUCAGCAACAGCCCCCACAACCGUUGGAUAAUAUUUCGAAGAUCAAGCAACUGGUGGGGCCUUUGAGAGAUACUUUGGCUAUUACUAUUAAAACUGCAGCCCAAACUUUAAAUCAAAACAGUCAAAUUGAUUCUGGAUCUCAAAAAGCCCCAGAUAUUCAAAUUCCAAGGUUUGACAAAAACUUAGAAGAGUUCUACUCCAUAUGUGACCAAAUAGAGCUAAAUUUGAAAACUUCUAUCAAAUGUCUGUCGCAAGCUGAAAGUAGCAACCGCUACCUCAAUUUGCCAGUAAUUCCAACCAGAUCAGAAAGUAUAGGGAUGAACGAAAACACUUUAACAUACCCCCAAUUUUUAGCAACUGUGGGGGCUCAAGUGUCCUAUACCAAAGAAAUCCACGAGACACUACUGGCUGCUGCUCAGAGUAUUUCCCCUUCAGAAUGA
Ceutorhynchus assimilis (cabbage seed weevil) is the source of this 588-nucleotide messenger RNA. The record is from the annotation of a GenBank genome assembly. NCBI's taxonomy places the organism in Eukaryota, Metazoa, Arthropoda, Insecta, Coleoptera, Curculionidae.